Molecule: messenger RNA, 2630 nt
Organism: Andrographis paniculata
Lineage: Eukaryota; Viridiplantae; Streptophyta; Magnoliopsida; Lamiales; Acanthaceae
Product: receptor-like protein 4
Exons: 9
Coding region: 375-2285 (636 amino acids)
Molecular function (GO): protein binding
Source: RefSeq, a predicted model, not a curated record
UGAUUGGCUGAGAGCGGACGGGUGUAGGUACCACGGGCGCAGGAGAUCCACACCGGAGCAUCUGCACUAGCUACCAUGAAGUCAAUAUCGAGCAGACGAAGAAGAUGACAUAGCUUGAGGCUGUUAAUGAAGACGCGGAAUAAAUAAAUUCAACCGUUUUCUACCUGCACAGCACGUCCACUACACUUCCUCACCCAAGAGCGUUGUUAUUGUGCUGGACUGCCUUCGGGAAUUGCAUUUUCUCCCCAUAAUUAAAGGUAGCCAGGCGAAAGGGUUAGGAAAGAUCUGGAGCCGAAAUGGUGGUCGGCCUUUUCACUUCAGGGAAGCAGGUGUAGUUAGGGUUCGAGACGAGAUCGGAUAAAGUAGGAAGAAAAAUGUGCUGUGGCAGCAACCUUAGAUUUGGACCCACGAUGCUGGAAGCACGACUGUUCUUACUAUUCCUUGCUCUCUGCUUUGCUGCAAGGCCGUCGUUUUCUCGAGCACCAUAUGCUAUGCGAAUAAGCUGUGGAGCUCGUACGGAUGUUUCUAGUGCUCCUUCAAAUACUCGCUGGCACAAGGACUUUGCUUACACAGGCGGAAUUCCUGCUAAUGCGAAUUUUACGAGUUUCAUCAGCCCUAAACUUAGCACACUCCGGUACUUUCCUUUCAAUGAAGGUCCUGAAAAUUGUUACAAUAUAAAUAGGGUGCCCCAUGGUCAUUAUCUUGUGAGGAUAUACUUUGGCUUGCUUGCGGAACCUAGCUUCGACAAUGAACCUUUGUUUGAUGUGUCUGUCGAGGGAACCUUAAUUUAUUCUUUGCCAUCUGGUUGGAGCAACCAUGACGAUGAGCAAGCAUAUGUUGAAGCCCUUAUAUUUCUGAAGGAUGGAACUGCCUCUCUUUGCUUCCAUAGUACUGGACAUGGAGAUCCGGCGAUACUAGCAAUCGAAAUUCUUCAAAUUGAUAACAGAGCAUAUUAUUUUGGUAAAGGCUAUGGUCAAGGCACGAUUCUCAGGACGGACAGAAGGUUUAGUUGUGGCUCUCAAAGGCCAAAAUUUGGUGCUGAUUACAGCGCAGACCGUUGGGGUGGGGAUCGAUUCUGGAAUUCCCUUCCAACGUUUGGCCAGGGCUCUGAUCGAAUCAUAUCUACCCAAAAGAAAAUUACACAAACCUCACAAGCACCCAAUUUUUAUCCGGAGGCACUUUAUUUAAAUGCCCUUGUUAGUACGGAUGCUCAACCGGAGUUAGCGUAUACCAUGGAGGUUGAACCUACUAGAAAUUACUCCCUGUGGUUACAUUUUGCAGAAAUAGAUCCUUCAGUCACUGGUGCAGGACAAAGGGUGUUUGACAUUCUAAUUAAUGGUGAUGUUAUGUUCAAAGAUGUAGACAUUGUCAGUAUGGCUGGCGGCGUAAACAGUGCUCUUGUAUUAAAUACAACUGUUGUUGUUAGCGGCAGGAGCUUGACAAUUGCUUUGCAUCCUAAAAAAGGGAAUCAUGCCAUAAUAUGCGGUAUCGAACUUUUAGAGCUUGUGUUGGCCGAAUCCAAAACAUCACCAGAUGAAAUUAAAGCAUUGCAAAAGCUGAAGACUGCUCUUGGUCUUCCCCUUCGUGUUGGAUGGAAUGGUGAUCCAUGUGUUCCUAAACAACAUCCAUGGAGUGGAGUUGACUGUCAGUAUGACAGAAAUAUCAGCAAAUAUGUUAUUGAUGGAAUAGGGCUAGACAACCAGGGUUUGAAGGGUUUCUUGCCAAAUGAUAUAUCGAAACUGAGUCAUCUCCUGAGCAUAAAUUUGAGUGGAAACAGCCUAUCCGGUGUCAUCCCAUCUUCACUUGGAUCGGUUACUAGACUGGAGAUACUGGAUAUCUCAUUCAAUUCUUUCAACGGAUCCAUUCCUGAAAGCCUCGGACAGUUAACCACUUUACGGAUAUUGGACCUUAAUGGCAACUCUUUAUCUGGAAGGGUCCCGGCUGCACUUGGAGGAAGGCUAUUGCACGGCGCUAGCUUCAAUUUUACUGAUAAUUCUGGUCUCUGCGGCAUCCCUGGUUUACCUCCAUGCGGCACGCAUCUUUCUGCUGGUGCUAAAAUUGGAAUUGGAUUUGGAGCCUGCAUUGCAUUUCUACUCCUUGCCGUGUGCCUGACGUGUUGGUGGAAGAGGCGGCAGAAUAUUCUUCGAGCCCAGAGAAUUUCUGCGCGAGAUGCCCCAUAUGCAAAAGCCCGAACACACUUCAACCGCGACGUACAGAUGACUAGAAAUCAUUCCCACGAGCAUUCCAGAACUGCAGCUGAGAACGGACCUAGCCUGCUCGCCUAAUUGCUUCAAAGUAAUGGAAUGGAGGAUCAAUACACACACAUUUGUCGUCUUUGUGUUCGAUUAUUUAUACAGACAGACAGUGAGAGAUAGGGCAUUUCGCUCUCUUCCCUCAAAAGAUCUAUACUAUCUGGAGAUUGGAAACAGGUAGGUAUGUUGAUUGGUUGCAGAGGGAGGGAGGGAGGAACUGUAUAUUGCUGUAGUUUUGGCAGCUCUGAAACAUCAGACAUGUACAAGUUAUUGGUUCUGUAUGAGUUCCACUUCAUAACUUUAUAAUCGUAUGUAUUACUACUACUUACUAUGAUACAUAUUUGUCAAUAUCAUCCCCCAAAAGGGUAUUCUUGUCAA